AUGAAGUUUUUGGGUCGGAAGGAGUAAUUUACUAUGCAGCACAUUCACAUAAUGACUAUCAGCAGCAAGUGCCUCUUUGGACCGCAGUUUCACAAGGUAUUGGAAGCGUCGAAGCCGACCUACAUUUGGUGGAUCGUACUCUUUAUGUUGGUCAUAACACAGCGAGUAAUAUAACACUAGUCGGAGAGUAUCUAAGCCCGCUGAGGAAUAAAAUUCUGUCUGAUGGAUACAUUUGGAACUUCACUUCUAUCAAACCCCUCAAUAUGUUUUUCGACUUGAAAACAGACGGACCUCCUACUUACAAAUCGCUCUACAAUGAAAUAUUUGCCAACUAUUCGGAUCUUUUCAGUUCAUGGGAUGACAACAGAGGUUAUAAACAGUCAUUCCUGCAUUGCAUAAUCACAGGCAACAGGCCACUCCUGGAAAUGGAACUUGAAGGGCCCCCUCAUUUCUGUUCACUCGACAAUCACAUCAUCUCCACAAUCGGAACAUUCGAUGAAACAUUCUCACCAGUAACUUCAUUCAAUUUCAAGGUCAUCUUCGGAGACGUGCAAGUUCUGGAUUAUUGUCAACUGGAGUUUCUGCAAACACUCAUCUCGAACUCAAGAAAAAAUCGGAAGAGACUUCGCUUCUGGGGUGCCCCGGAGACUACUAUUUUCUGGGAUCAGCUGGUCUCCGCGGACGGUCAGAGAAAUGUUAUCGUUCUUAAUGCUGAUAACUUAUCCAGCGUGCACAACUAUUUGACUGCAAAAGGCUACACAAACGAGAACCAAGGAUGUAACUCGACCCGCCAGUGGUGCUCCUAAUAAUUUCAACACUAUGUUCGGUCCAGAUGAUGAGUUGCAGUUCGAACAAACUAGCUCAU
Symsagittifera roscoffensis is the source of this 865-nucleotide messenger RNA. RefSeq lists its product as uncharacterized. The coding region runs from base 264 to 806 and encodes 180 amino acids. The record is from RefSeq and is a predicted model, not a curated record. NCBI's taxonomy places the organism in Eukaryota, Metazoa, Xenacoelomorpha, Acoela, Convolutidae. The transcript has 5 exons.